AUGCAGCUCCAAGAAACUAUCAUGAAAACAUUGUAUGACCUCCUCAUCUCAGGUAGCAAGCCACUUUCUAAUGCUGUCACAGCUGGCAUUGUCCUGCUCUCUAUCCUGGGUGUGCACCAAUGUGCAAUCCCACCCAUUCAGGCUGGAUUCUUGGCUUCGCAUGCAGGCACUUUUGACAGGGACUGGGGUCAUGGAGCGGGAUUCAGGGGUCAGGGGUCAGGGGCCGGGUACUCAGACUGUGGUCUUGGGGUGCCCCCUGGAUCACAGCCACCUGGCCCCACGCAGACCCCUCCGCACAACCCCAGCAACCCCAUCAUGGGCCCCCACACUCAGCCAUUCAUGUCUCCUCGAUACCCCGGCAACGCUCGCUCCUCCCUCCGAAUGUCAGCACAGCCACCUGCUGGAGUGCCAGGCUCCCAGCCCCUGUUGCCAAACACCCUGGAACCCACAAGGCAGGAAGGGCCCCUCGGUGUCUCUGGUCCGAUACAGAGGAUGAGUGCUCCCCGUGGUCUCACUAGCCUGGGACCACAGAGUUAUGGAGGAGCAAUGUUGCCCCCACCAAACUCUCUGGGAGGCCACGGAAUGCUGGGAAUGAACCUGGCUCCAGGGGGAGGAGGAGGACGCUCCUGGCCAAACCCAGUGAACACAAGCUCUAUUCCAUACUCCUCAUCAUCACCAGGCAGCUAUGUGGGAGCCCCCAGCAGUGGCCUGCCAGGAACAUCAAUCAUUCCCAGCCCAGCAGACUCCACAAACUCCAGUGAGAACAUGUACACGAUGAUUGCGCCCUUGGGAGCAGCAGGCAGCCGUUCCAGUUUCCAGAUGGGUCCAGGAGCUGAGGGUUCAUUGGCUGGAAUGGCAGGCAUGGAGCCUCAUCAUAUGAACGGGACACUAGGUACUGCUGAUAUGGAUGGGUUGUCAAAGAAUUCACCAAACAAUAUGACUGGGAUGAGCAAUCCCCCGGAAACACCUCGUGAUGAUGGCGAGCUGGCAGGAAACUUUUUAAACCCAUUCCAAAAUGAAAGUUACUCUCCCAGGAUGACAAUGAGCGUGUGACUGAAUCCUCAAAACCCCCUCACCAGUCAUCAUGCAACCCAGCCGGAAAUGAAAAGAUCAUAUUCACAUGGGAGGCCAGUCCCAUUCAAAAUAAAUCAUAUUUAAUGGACAAAGACCAGACUCCAAGGUGGUGGUGAAUCCUCAGGGAUUACAUUGGGACAAGCUGCUUAUGGAGCCCUGAGGUUUUCUGGAGGAACUGAAGAGGUCACCUUACCCACCAGGGGGAUGGAUGGGGGCAAGGACCAAAGGAGGAGGGUGACAGAGUGAAAGAACAGUGCAGCAUGAUCAGACAUUUUGCUGUCUUAAGAUGUUUUUUGUAUCAAAGGUAUGUCCAUUCAGACAACAAAGAAACAAGAUUGACCAGCCUUGAGCAAGGAUACUGUGUGAAUAUUUCAGCUGCUAAGCGAUGUUUGAUCAAACCACACCAUCCUUCCUGCAACUCAGUGAUACCAAAGUGGCGACCUUUUAAAGAAGGUGGAUUGGUGAGGUUGGUGGGGGGAAUUGUACUGACAGCUAAUGAGCUGAUUAUUUUUCCCUCCAGCUCAAUGAUGCCUAUGGGUGGGGCCUGUAUUUGCUCAGCUCACUGACACUGACUGGGCCCAACUAUUAAAUCGCAAAGUGCAUUCAGUCUGUUUACCUGUAUGUAACAGGCUCUUGCAAUAGCAAGGGGAUAACAAGUAGUGUGCUGGUAUUGGCUGAAUUGAUAGUGUUGGACAGGGCACUGAGAGAACGAUCUUCUCUUGUGCUGAGUCCUUGGGAUCUUUAAAAUCUAUCAAAGACACAACACUGUGUGAUACAGAGCAGCCUGACAUUGUAGCCAAUGACUUUGAUUAAUAACACAAGUCCAUUGCAAGGGGAAACCUAACCUUUUGACCUUGGAAGGAGGUUAUUGCAGGGCUUCAUUGAGUUGUACAGGAGUGUGAGUAAAUUGUUAAUUCAGGGAUGCUUCCACUAAAAGGUCACAUGGUCAAAGUAGGAAAAGGACAAUUAAUUUCAAAUCAUGCAGAGUUAAAAGGAAAACCUUUGAAGAAUCGGAUGAAGUGAUGAGAGAUUGUGCACUACUAGGUAUUUCUACUUGGAUGAUCCGUGUUUCUCCUAUGUCUGGUUUCCCAAAACUGACCAUUUUCCCAGAGAAGACAACAGUUUCCUCAGAUUAUGCCAGAUAACAGAAACUUGCCAAUGAAUUGAUAUUACAUCUAAUGGAAGUUAAUUCUUCCUCUAAUCCCCUCAUGUGACAGUUACUUCUAAUCUAAUUCUUGUGAAUGAAGCUGAUCACACUUCUGAAUUAUUUUUCAGACUUUUCACUAUUUAAUGCAGCAUUCUGCCAAAGGGAUCAGAUCAACUACUGAUCAUCAGUUCCUUGGUCUGCACUCAGGGCUGUCAUCCAGUCUUAGAAAUUGUUGUUCUCUCUCACUGUUUCUCCCCCUGGCUCUCCAACUUGUGUGCAAGUUUUCACACACUUGAAACAAUUAAGUUCUCACGUUUCCGCUCAAGCAUUUGCAGUCCCUCUUGCACAUCACAUGUCUUUCUCCUCUGAAAGCUGGGCAAACACUGUCCAAUGUGUGCUGAAAUUCAAGUCCUACCUUCAAGCUCCCCUAAAUGCAAUUGGUUGCUGUUUUCACAUUUGAUUGGCCAGUUCUCAGGCUCUGAUACUGCAGUAGUUGGAAUUUCAGUCCUGGAAAGGUCUGCCUCACGUUCUCCCACACCCAGAGCACAUGUUGCAGUGGUAAUACCGUUGUCUGUCUACCUGGCCAAGUGAGGUUACUAAGAGGUGAUGGGAGUGUUGCAUAUCGAUAAUACAUUAACAAGCAAUGGUGCUGAGUGAAUAUUGCACUGAGAAACCAUCCCUCAUAUCUUGAAUGAGCGGGCUCCAGCGUGAACACACUCCCGAAGUGUUACUAAGACAAAGGCCCAGAGUGUAACUAGCACAAAGGGAUCAUAGAGCUGUAAUUGCUGGAUACAUUGGACUGCUUCAGCUUGCUUCAACACAAAAGGUCAAGGGAGAAGGAGAUGCUUUAAAUCAGCCAGGGAUUCCCACCAGACCCCCAAACCCCUGCCCCAUUGAUCACUAUACAGUAGUUGUGAGAGUGUUAAGGUGGAGACAGAAAUCAAGCUGCAGGACAUACAUGAUCACAAAUGAUAUCACAGUAAAUUUCUAAUCCUCCUUUCUAGAUUCAAUGUGAAAUAUGUGGCGAGUUACUGCUGGAAGCCCAAUAUCCAUGUACCCCAAACAGACAAGUGUUAGGGAAAAUAUGUAGGGUGCUCCUCAGACAAGAUCACUCAAACUUUUGUAUCAUGACUAUGGAAGAUACAAAGUCCGCCACUUGACACAAAAGACCUCAGUCACAUUCUGAUAUUUUAUUUGAUAUAUCUGUUUUAAAUGUUAUAACACUGUACAGCCCCAAAUUUCUGCUGUCCACCAACUGAUGUAUAACUGUAUUAAACUAUACGUUACAUCCUGACAGUAUCGAACACAAAAGUUGACUCCUGCCCAAGACAGUUUGCUGAUCCCAAUCCCAUGGACCACGGUUUGCCAGUCAAUCUAUGUAGUAUACAGUCACCUGUGUUCUCUAUAUAUUGUAAAGAUUCUUUGGAUGAUCAGUUGCAUAUUAAACUGCAUCAAUAAAUGUCAUAGACUCA
Messenger RNA from Rhincodon typus (whale shark), 3693 nucleotides. RefSeq names its product single stranded DNA binding protein 4 (gene ssbp4). The record is from RefSeq and is a predicted model, not a curated record. The transcript has 15 exons. Gene Ontology annotation, biological process: positive regulation of transcription by RNA polymerase II. Lineage: Eukaryota; Metazoa; Chordata; Chondrichthyes; Orectolobiformes; Rhincodontidae. Gene Ontology annotation, cellular component: nucleus. The coding region runs from base 1 to 1053 and encodes 350 amino acids.